Messenger RNA from Carassius gibelio (silver crucian carp), 2431 nucleotides. RefSeq names its product tyrosylprotein sulfotransferase 1 (gene tpst1). The transcript is spliced from 6 exons. The record is from RefSeq and is a predicted model, not a curated record. Gene Ontology annotation, biological process: peptidyl-tyrosine sulfation. Gene Ontology annotation, cellular component: Golgi apparatus. NCBI's taxonomy places the organism in Eukaryota, Metazoa, Chordata, Actinopteri, Cypriniformes, Cyprinidae. Gene Ontology annotation, molecular function: protein-tyrosine sulfotransferase activity. The coding region runs from base 566 to 1684 and encodes 372 amino acids.
CUCCUGACGAAAGACCGUUGUUUAUGAUUUAGUCAGUGGAGAUUUCCACUCAGUAACUUAUAUUUAAAACAAUAUAGUUAAAAUAAUAAUUUAAUGCAACUGCGCAAUUUUACAAUCCACCAAAACCAGGUCUUGCUUGUCUGAGACAGUAAACUGAGACAUGUGGAGUUGUGGCGAUAUGACGGGCAUCUGGCAACCCAGUGAAGGCGACCCGCUUUGAUGUGAUACAGUUGUGGUGACCGCAGCCUCCAUUCGUUCAGAGUGUCGCAUUUAAAGCGGUGAAUGGAACAGCUUAAGCGAAUGGCACGGCUGUGUGUUGGUACUCGACUACAAAGAUUUCUUAUGUAACCACUCAUCGUCUGUCCUGACGGAUCUACUGCACAAGGCCUGAUGGAUUCAGGUACUCCACGAGAGCUGCGUACAGCAGAUCCCAGCCUCCACUCGCUCCGUCGCGGCCAGUCCUGAGUUUCGGGCUUUCACCUCAACCUCACCAUUUCUUUUUCUAUUUUUUCCCCGUCUCACUUCACCCCUGGCUCCUCGACCAGCCCUCCAGCUCACCCCCAAGAUGAUUGGCAAGCUGAAACAGAAUUUACUGGUGGCCUGCCUGGUCAUCAGCUCCGUCACGGUCUUCUACCUGGGUCGGCACGCCAUGGAGUGCCACCACCGGAUAGAGGAGCGCAGCCCGCUGCUGGUGAGCAGCCUGCGCACCACCCUCCGCACGGGCCAGAACCUCAGCACCCCCUUCAUCUACAAUAAAGACAUGCCUCUUAUAUUUAUCGGUGGCGUCCCUCGCAGCGGCACCACUCUUAUGCGGGCCAUGAUGGACGCUCACCCCGAAGUGCGCUGUGGAGAAGAGACCCGUGUCAUCCCACGCAUUCUGGCCAUGAAGCAGAUGUGGAGCCGCUCCAACCGGGAGAAAAUGCGACUAGAUGAAGCUGGAGUAACAGACGAGGUCUUGGACUCAGCCAUGCAAGCUUUCCUAUUGGAGAUCAUCGUAAAACAUGGCGAACCGGCCAACUUCCUGUGUAAUAAAGACCCGUUUGCUCUUAAAUCACUCGCUUAUCUGGCUAAGAUCUUUCCCCAUGCUAAGUUCAUCCUCAUGAUCCGUGACGGCAGGGCGUCCGUCCACUCAAUGAUCUCCCGUAAAGUCACAAUCGCUGGGUUUGACUUGAGCAGCUACCGGGACUGCCUGACAAAGUGGAACCGGGCCAUAGAGACAAUGUACUCUCAGUGCCUGGAGGCAGCGGACAAGUGCCUGCCCAUGCACUACGAACAGCUCGUCCUGCAUCCAGAAAAGUGGAUGAGAACGCUUUUGAAAUUCCUGAACAUUCCUUGGAAUGAUGCAGUUCUACACCACGAGGAGCUGAUUGGGAAAGCAGGAGGCGUUUCGCUCUCCAAGGUAGAGAGAUCUACAGAUCAGGUGAUCAAGCCUGUCAACGUGGAGGCCUUAUCCAAAUGGGUGGGUAAGAUCCCCCCAGAUGUGCUGCGGGACAUGCCUGUCAUCGCCCCCAUGCUGGCCAAGCUGGGCUAUGAUCCCCACGCCAACCCUCCCAACUACGGCCGGCCCGACCCCCUUGUCCUGGAUAACACUAGAAGGGUCUUUAAGGGUGAAUUUCAGCUACCCGAUUAUCUUAAAGAAAAAACACAGCUUCAGAAGUCCCCGGAAAAGCCAAACCCGAGUUAGGAGGAGAAGACGAGAGCUUUAUCAAUUGAAGACUGAGGAAAAAAGCAGAUACCAUGGGACCAUGAUGGAAUUGCGUCACCCCCGCUGUGCUGGGACCUCCAUGCACUUACACAGACACACACACACACAGAGAGAGACAGGCCUCUGGACCCCGGACCGCUCUUUGGAGGACAGUUUUGGCCUUUGAUGUUGUACUGUAACAAUUGUGGCCUAAGAAUGUCAGUUCUGUUCUGAAUUUUGUGUUUUCUUCUUUUCUUUUUACAUUAUUUUUUUCCACACUGUACUCUAGUUCUCAUUCAUUUUCCUGGCUACACAAACCUGUGAUUCUGUUAUAAGAAAAUACAGUGGAUUUAAUUAGCAGCGAGGAAAUAUUUAUGGAGGAGCGUUAGCUUUAGGAGACGCAAUCUUAAUGUUGUUUUUUAUUUUUUAUUUCCAUGCCUUUGUAACGUGCAAUUCCUUUGAUACUGGAUGAUGUGCAAGACUUCAGUCUUGUGUAGAGAUAGACAUGCAUUUUGUUCUCUGCGUUCACAACGGAGUGACCUGAUGUACAUCGAGAGCUGUAAUAAAUGAGCUGCCAGUGUUGAACAGAAGAGGCUCACUGACAUUUUCUCCAUUGGCAGGGGAGCACACAUCGGUGAUGUUUGAUGUUGUUUUUACGAUUGCUAUUUUUGUACUUGUGUAAAUCAUAAUUAUGUACUCUUUAAUUUCUUUCAAUGAAAUAAACCCCUGAGCGCUGUUGGCAGCCAA